AUGGCAGAUGUGAAGAUGACGGCGAUGAUUAGUAUGAAAAUACUUGCUUUGUUAGCUUUGCUCUCUGGAGCUUUGGGUUCUGCUGAAAUGAGGAAAGACGCUGCUCGAAUCAAUGUGACAUGUAUCUUAAUAUUCGGAGACUCCAGUGUCGAUCCUGGCAAUAACAAUGUUCUGCACACCACCAUGAAAGGGAAUUUUUUUCCUUAUGCGGAAGCAGUUGGGUGUACAAAAUCAAUUCCAGCAUUUCUUGACCCAAAUUUAAAAGCUGCAGAUCUUCUUCAUGGUGUUAGUUUUGCAUCAGCUGCUUCGGGUUAUGAUGACCUCACUGCUAAUUUUUCGAAUGUACUACCUCUUCCUAGACAGAUAAAGAGUUUUAUGCAUUACAAAUUGAACUUGACAAGAUCGGUGGGCAAGCAGACUGCUGAAGAUACCAUCAAAAAUGCUGUAUUUGUUAUGAGUAUGGGCACAAAUGACUUUAUCCAAAACUACUACCUGGCAACUCGCUCCAAGCAAUUCACUGUGGAACAUUUUCAAAAUUACCUGGUCUCUUGCAUGGCUCAUUCCAUUCAGGCAGUGCAUAGGCUAGGAGGCACAAGGUUGGCUCUUGUUGGGGUCCCACCAUUAGGGUGUAUGCCACUUGUCAAAACGCUAAUGGGCGAGACCAAAUGUGUAGAAAGUUUAAACAAAGUUUCAUCCUCUUUUAAUUCCAAGAUACAAAAGAAAUUGGAGAACAUAACCAAAACAUCUGGAAUGAAGAUUGCGUUUGUUGAUGCUUAUAGUAUUGUUGAAAGUGCCAUGAACAACCCAGAGUUAUAUGGUCUAAGUGAAACUUCAAAAGGGUGUUGUGGGACUGGAACUAUAGAAUUUGGAGAAUCAUGCAGAGGGUUAAAAACAUGUAUUGAUCCGUCAAAGUGUGUAUUCUGGGAUGCUGUUCAUCCAACAGAGAAAAUGUACAAAAUCAUUGCAGAGAAAGCUUUGCAAAGUCAUGAAGAAAUACUCUUUAUCUAG
This is a messenger RNA of Fragaria vesca subsp. vesca, 1008 nucleotides long. RefSeq names its product GDSL esterase/lipase At5g45950-like. Gene Ontology annotation, molecular function: hydrolase activity, acting on ester bonds. The record is from RefSeq and is a predicted model, not a curated record. Lineage: Eukaryota; Viridiplantae; Streptophyta; Magnoliopsida; Rosales; Rosaceae.